This is a messenger RNA of Cyclopterus lumpus (lumpfish), 3165 nucleotides long. It is a transcript of the gene gfm1, whose product is annotated as G elongation factor, mitochondrial 1. The transcript has 21 exons. Gene Ontology annotation, molecular function: GTPase activity; translation elongation factor activity; GTP binding. The coding region runs from base 225 to 3059 and encodes 944 amino acids. Gene Ontology annotation, cellular component: mitochondrion. Lineage: Eukaryota; Metazoa; Chordata; Actinopteri; Perciformes; Cyclopteridae. The record is from RefSeq and is a predicted model, not a curated record. Gene Ontology annotation, biological process: mitochondrial translational elongation.
CACAUAGACACGUCUUUUCUUGGUUGCUGCUUAGCUCCGUAUACAAGUAUAUGCUUCAAUGCAACGCAAACAUUGGUACUUUUGGCCCAUCUGAGGCUCCGUAGAGGCGGAAGUAGCGUGUCACAACCAUUAGAGCCCCGGCGUGACUUUCACCGGGUUGUCAGAGGGGUUGUGUAAAGAAGGAGGAAUACGACCACCCGGUGCUCGACCAGGCAGUUGUCAAAAUGAGACUAUUAACAGCGGGGUUGUGUUUGGCAAAAACGCAUCUUCUGGCUCCAGGAAGCGUCACUCUUAAAAAGGUGCUCAUCAACAGCUGUCGGACAUGCGCCUCUGGUGUAUUUCCCAACGAGAGGAUCCGCAACAUCGGGAUCUCAGCUCACAUCGACUCGGGGAAGACCACCCUGACCGAGCGUGUCCUCUUUUACACCGGCAAAAUAGCACACAUUCACGAGGUGAAGGGGAAGGACGGUGUUGGAGCCACCAUGGACUCUAUGGAGCUGGAGAGACAGAGAGGCAUCACCAUCCAGUCCGCUGCGACAUACACCGUGUGGAAGGAUCACAACAUAAACAUCAUUGACACACCAGGUCACGUGGACUUUACCAUCGAAGUGGAGCGAGCGCUGCGGGUGCUGGACGGAGCCGUGCUGGUCCUGUGUGCGGUGGGGGGCGUCCAGUGUCAGACCCUGACAGUGAACAGACAGAUGAAGCGCUACAACGUCCCCUUCCUCACCUUCAUCAACAAGCUGGACCGCAUGGGCGCCAACCCCAGCCGAGCCCUGCAACAGUUGAGAACCAAGCUGAACCACAACGCAGCCUUUGUGAGCAUCCCCAUCGGCCUGGAGGGGAACGUACGCGGGAUCAUCGACCUUGUUGAGGAGCGGAGCAUGUAUUUCGAUGGACCUUUUGGUCAAACCAUCCGCUACGAUGAAAUCCCGGCAGAUUUCCGUGCUGAGGCUGCAGACCGGAGGCAGGAGCUGGUCGAGUGUGUGGCUAACGCUGAUGAACUCUUGGGAGAGAUGUUCUUGGAGGAAAAGAUUCCAACCAAUGCUGACUUGAAGGCUGCAAUCCGCAGGGCCACAGUGCAGCGUCUCUUCUCACCGGUGUUGGUGGGCACCGCGUUGAAGAACAAGGGCGUCCAGCCUCUACUGGACGCUGUCCUGGAUUACAUGCCAAACCCCACUGAAGUCAAAAACUAUGCUAUACUCAAUGAUGAAGUUGUCAGCGAAACAUCAAAGAUUCAAAUGGACCCAACAAGAGACUCUGUAAAUCCGUUUGUUGGUCUGGCCUUCAAACUGGAGGCGGGGCGGUUUGGCCAGCUGACGUAUGUGCGGGUGUACCAGGGCUGUCUGAAGAAGGGCGAGUACAUCUACAACACACGCACCAGCAAGAAAGUCAGAGUUCAGAGACUUGUGUGUCUCCACGCUGACCAGAUGGAGGAUGUGGAUGAGGUUUAUGCAGGAGAUAUUUGUGCUCUGUUUGGGAUUGACUGUGCCAGCGGAGACACUUUUACAUCCAGGACCAGCGCCAACCUCUCCAUGGAGUCAAUUCACAUCCCAGAGCCUGUCAUUUCCAUGUCAAUAAAGCCAGCCAACAAGAUUGACUUGGAUAAAUUCUCCAAAGGUAUUAACCGGUUCACCAGGGAAGACCCAACUUUUAGAGUGCAUUUUGACACUGAAAGCAAAGAAACCAUCAUCUCUGGAAUGGGAGAGCUGCAUCUUGAGAUCUACUCACAGAGGAUGGAGAGGGAAUACAACUGUCCCUGUGUGAUGGGAAAGCCCAAAGUAGCAUUCAGAGAGACGAUCACCAGCCCUGUAGGGUUUGACUUCACUCACAAGAAGCAGAGCGGCGGCUCGGGGCAGUACGGUAAAGUUAUCGGAGUCCUGGAGCCUCUUGAGCCAGAGCAUCACACCAAGCUGGAGUUUGAAGACCAGACUGUCGGAACCAACAUCCCGAAGCAGUUUGUACCAGCUGUGGAAAAGGGCUUCAGGGAGGCCUGUGAGAAGGGGCCCCUGAGCGGGCACAAGAUCUCAGGAGUCAGGUUCCUCCUGGAAGAUGGAGCGAAUCACAUGGUGGACUCCAAUGAGAUCUCCUUCAUCCGUGCAGGAGAGGGCGCUCUAAAACAAGCUAUGGAAAAAGCCAACACGGCCAUCCUAGAGCCCAUCAUGUCUGUGGAAAUCGUAGCACCGCAGGAGUUUCAGGGGACAGUCAUUGCUGGUGUGAACCGGCGGCACGGUGUCAUCUCGGGACAGGACGGAGCCGAGGGAUACUUCACUCUGUACGCUGAUGUUCCACUAAACGAUAUGUUGGUUACUCCACAGAACUACGCUCUUGUACUGAAGGAAAAGGCGAGUACACCAUGGAGUUCAGCAGAUACCAGCCCUGCCUGUCAGCCUCAAAGGAGGAACUCAUCAACAAAUACUUGGAGGCAACAGGACAGCUGCCUGCGAAGAAGAAGUGGAAGAGCUGAAAACUGUCAGAUGGAUCUAAAUGUCGGUUACAGGAGUCCAGGUGUCUCCGUCAUCAGUGCUGCAGAUGUAGCAGAGGCGGGUCAGGUUCUUCCCCGUCGCCAGCUGAUAGGACUCCGAGGUGUGGCCGAGGACAGCGAUGAAGAACAAGAAGAGAGUGUCUGUGAACUCAUCAUACACCGGGCACGGGUUCAUGGAGCGGUGGCCUGGCAGAAAGGCAGCGCCCAGGACGCGCAUGUCCUCCCACUGCAGCAAGACAAGGAAGAAGGAAAGGAGAUUAGAAAUGACAAAUCUAAAAGGGCACUACAAAGUCCAGACAACACUGACCUCCACAUAGUUCCUGUAGAAAAUGCCUCUCCUCAUGACCAGCAGGUGAGCCUGAGAGUCGGACGGGCUGAGUCUCUCCUCACAGAAGGCCAGGAAGGACCUGGAGCGGGACAGGAACAGCAGCGCUGGGACUCUGUACGUCACUCCGUUGGGCUCCUUGUGAAAAAGCACCGACCUCGCUGGGAAAUAGGGCGACCUCAUACUCUCCAGUGUGUGUAUGUUUCAAGCUUGGAGAUAUUUAGGCUAUGCCCUGUAAAAAGGGGAUAAUUUGUCCUGACUCCCUUUCAAGCAGCAUUUCCCUCAAACCAGCAUCAAUUUCCACUGCUUACAUGUUUGAAAUCAGUGAUAGAGGAAAGUAGAUUAUGGUUAGAGC